UCUCGCACUAAACAUGCCAUGACGCGGCCCUUUUGAUCCAAAGACGGAAGGGCGACGGAGGUGAUCAUCGAGGUGAGGCUCUGAGGGGAACAGCCCCAGGUCUGGCGAGGCCUGUUGACCUUAUGAGAGUAGCCUAUUGCCUCUUGGCGACAAUGACGUACUCCUCUGCUGUGAUGACGGUACGCUCUCAGAGAGAGGUAGACCCUCGGAGGACUGGAGCGCUUGCAACGCACCUUCCCUUCACGAUGCUCGGCCAGAUGAAGUCCUCAGAUUCAUGGACAUUGCCUUCUGCUCCUGUACCUACCAAGCUGGCUCAUCAGGCCCUGGUCGCAGACACCGGAUGCCCGAAUCUCCGAGUCCAGGUCAAUUUAACAGGAAGAACGCGGCUGACGAUUUGGCCGAGCCUAUUUGUACAUCCAUUGCGCACACCUACGCACCCAGCCAAGACUUCACGUGCGACGGUCGCAUCAACAGACGGCCGAUGGCGUCCCGACAGAACAGGCCUCGCCACCUGAUCCAUGGCAUCAGCAAUUAUUUCUCCAUUGGCUUUCAAUUGUCUCGGCAUACUUACCAUCUAUGAUUACUGAGACCUUGGGCUUGGGCACCGUUGCAUCACCGUGAGAUGAUGCGAUGCCAGAAACCACUCGCCAUUUUGGGAGACAAUGGCGAGACCUCA
Molecule: messenger RNA, 676 nt
Organism: Colletotrichum navitas
Lineage: Eukaryota; Fungi; Ascomycota; Sordariomycetes; Glomerellales; Glomerellaceae
Exons: 2
Coding region: 123-515 (130 amino acids)
Source: RefSeq, a predicted model, not a curated record